This is a messenger RNA of Penicillium digitatum Pd1, 1074 nucleotides long. The record is from RefSeq and is a predicted model, not a curated record. NCBI's taxonomy places the organism in Eukaryota, Fungi, Ascomycota, Eurotiomycetes, Eurotiales, Aspergillaceae.
AUGCAGGGCUUCAACCAAGAAGGCCUGACAACGGGCAAUAAACUCGCCGGAAAGCACGCACUCGGCGCGCGCGCGCGCCACCUACACACAACAGGCGCACUAAUCGUGCGCUUUGAGAUGCCCUUCGCAGUAUGGUGCACAACCUGCAAGCCGCACCCAAUAAUCAUCGGACAGGGCGUGCGCUUCAACGCAGAGAAGAAAAAAAUAGGCAACUACUACUCAACGCCGAUAUACAGCUUCCGCAUGAAACACACCGUCUGCGGCGGCACAAUCGAGAUCAAGACCGAUCCCCAGAAUACCGCGUAUGUCGUUACCGAGGGUGGACGGAAACGCGAUACUGGUGAGGACAAGGAACUGCAGCCCGGGGAAAUUGCUAUCAAGCCCUAUGCGCGAGAGAUGGAUCCUGCGGAGAAGGAUCCGUUUUCGAAGAUUGAGGGGAAGGUCCAGGAUAAUCUUCGGGCGAAGACGGAGGCGGUUCGCAUUCUUGAGCUGCAGGAACGGCAGAACCGGGAUUGGGAGGAUCCGUAUGAGAAGUCUAUGCGGUUGCGGAGGACGUUUCGGCAGGAGAGGAAGGGGCUUGAGAAGGCUCGAGCUAAAAGCGAGGCCCUCAAGGACAAAAUGAGUCUUGGGAUUGAGCUUUUGGAUGAGACGGAGGAGGAUCGGCAGAUGGCGAGGAUGGUGGAGUUUGGGGGGGACCUGGGUGCUGCUGGCUCGCAUGCUGCCCGCGUGACUCGUCUUCGGCCUAUGUUUGAGCAGCGGGAGGAAAAGCCUAUAGGAAAGACGGGGCUUGGAGAGACAAAGUCUCGUUCUUCGAGGCGGUCUAGGAAGGAUGAUCUGGUUGAGACACGGAAAGCUUCUCUCCGUCGUGAGCUGGCUGGAAAUACCCGUGCCGUUAUUGAUCCGUUCUUGGUAGAUGCCGGUAAUAAAAACGCAUGGCCACCUAGCAUCAAGAAGAGGAAAAUCGUCGCCUCUUCGACUUCGUCACUCCGCAGAGAUUCUAAUGGCACAGAAGUCGAUUCUUCUGCCGUGGCACCAACACCAGCGCUGGUCAGCUACGCUUCCGAUUCGGAGUGA